This is a messenger RNA of Kickxella alabastrina, 4036 nucleotides long. Its product is annotated as Non-repetitive/WGA-negative nucleoporin C-terminal-domain-containing protein. The transcript has 11 exons. NCBI's taxonomy places the organism in Eukaryota, Fungi, Kickxellomycota, Kickxellomycetes, Kickxellales, Kickxellaceae. Gene Ontology annotation, biological process: RNA export from nucleus; transcription-dependent tethering of RNA polymerase II gene DNA at nuclear periphery; protein localization to nuclear inner membrane. The record is from RefSeq and is a predicted model, not a curated record. Gene Ontology annotation, molecular function: structural constituent of nuclear pore. Gene Ontology annotation, cellular component: nuclear pore inner ring; nuclear pore. Bases 426 to 3989 code for a protein of 1187 amino acids.
UGUGAGAUGAGAGAGAGAGGAUGAAGAUGAAAGAGAAAAAAACAAGGGUAUUUUUCUUCUAUUUUUUUCUUUUUUUUCUUGGGUGGUCGAGCCGAGCCGUUUGCAGGCUUGUCGCGUUCACACUACAUAAAAUAAAUGCGCGCGUGGGAUUAAAAAAGAAUGCUGAGAAUAAAUGCUUUUUUCCCUCUUUUUUUCUCGCGCACAAUAUAUUUAAGCAUUUAAGGGAGGUAAACGUUUUUUCUACUCUUAUUUUUUUUUCCUUUGAAUUUUAGAUUUUUUUCUUAAAAUCAAAUUUUUAAAAAACAACACCCCUUCAAACUCCUUUCCUUUUUUUGUUUACAUUACCUUUUAUACAUAUAUUUUUCCACUUCAAUCAACCAUUUAAACACUCAAUCAAACCCAGUUUUUUUAUAAUUAAAAAUAAUAUGGCUACGAACAAUAUUGGCACCUCCAACACAAUAGGUUCAAACACAGUAGCCAGUGCUAAUUCAGCUGACGGCUGUGGCCCUGUGGUCACUCCGAUACAGCAAGCGGCAAAACUGGUUGAGAGCAACAUACAAUCCGACAGCAAGUUUCCGGCGCUUUCGGAGCUUUUGCAGGGUUCGUCAUCCGGCGACUACGAGACGCCGCUCCCGGCAGACUGGCAGAUCGUCGGCAAGCAGCGGCUGAUUCCGCUGCCGGAUGCGCUGUUUGAGCAGUACGACCUCCUGGAGUGCCGGUGCUUCAUGGGGCUGUUCCCGAGAUCCAGCGCGCUGGACCACCGGCUCUUCCUGUGGAACUACCAGGACGAAACAGACUUCUACUCGUUCGAGGACCAGGAUCAGAUCAUCGUCAGCGUGGCACUGGUGCGGCCGCGCAAGGGCGUCUUUGUCGACACUAUCGAGCACGUUUUGGUCGUAGCCACGCCGCUCGAGGUGUUCCUGCUGGGCGUCGGGUACUCGGCGGCAGGCAGCAAGGGCGGCAGCGUGACGCUGUACGCCACGCAGAUCAGCCAUCGUGGGCACGGCGACGGCCGCGUGUUUAUGGGCGGCAACGACGGCGCGCUGUACGAGUUCGCGUACCAGGCGGAGGAUGGCUGGCUCAGCAAAAAGGCGCGCAAGAUCAACCUGACGGCCACCUUGGCGUCGUACUUCAUCCCAACAUUCCUCGGGCGUCUGGCUAUGGCGGCCGACGCACAGCGCCAGCUGUUGUACGUGCUGGCGCAGGACGCGUCAAUCCGCGUCUAUUGGCUGGGCGCGCACGGCAGCGAAUUCCACCUGGCACACCACCACCGCACCGUGGCCAACGCAGCAGCGCUGCUGUGCCCGCAGUUCAACGAGGCACCCGACAGCUUUGCACUUGUGUCGAUCCAUGUCCUGGUGGCCAUCACAGGCGGCGGCGCGCGCCUGUACUUCUCGACAGAGCGACGCAUGCAGCGGUUUUAUGACGCGCCGUCGGUCCAGCACCAGCAGCAGCAGCCCGAGGUGUUUGAGCUCGUGCACGUGCGGCUGCCGCCCGACACACAACCGGCGCUGGGCCGCAUGCUGCCGAACGCUGCGCGCCCCAGCCUGCGCGUGCACACGGCGUUCUACGCGGCGGGCACGGUGCUGCUGGCGCACACGUGGAGCGAGGACCACGACUCUAUCCUGGCCGCCGCCCCGGCGUGCGCGCCGAUCCUGGCGCGGAUGGCCAGACAGCCGCGCGCCUCGCUGACUGAGUACUCGUCAGCGUCGCGCAUCGAGGGCCGCACCAUUGUCGAAAAGCAGCGGCCCGUCGACAUGUUCCGCCAGCUGCUGUGCUCGCCGCAGCAGCUGGACGUGCGCGACUUCGUCACUGCUUAUGGGCUCGUCGAAACGUGCGCCAUGUGUCUGACGCUGCUGUGCUCAGAGAGCGCCGCCGCCGGUGGGCUGCAGAUGGACGUGGCGGCGGGGGCGCGCAGGUUCUUCUUUGAGCUCGGCGGCGUGCCGCACCGGGCAGGCGACAGUGCUGGCGCGUUCGGUGCGUUCGAGCAGCGCAUUGUGCUGAGCGGGCGGCACGACGGGCUGGCGCUGUUCCUAGCCAGGGCGCUGCACCCGCUGUGGACGCAGCCGGCAACGGUGCUGAAGAAGGACCAACAGGGCGGUGCGCGGCUGCACGUGGGUGUUGGCUCGGCGCUGCUGAUGGACGUGCAGGACCGGCUGCGGCGGCUGCAGCACUUUAUCAACAACAACCAGCGCUUUGUGCCCGACCAAAUCAACCAGAUGCCCGUUGGGUCUUCUUCAGCCUCGGGAGGCGACACGGCGGCCGAGUGCUGGCGCGCAGAGGCCGUGUCGCUUGGCGCACUGUACGAGCUCGUUGUGCGCUCGGUCGAGGCCAUCUCGUUCCUGCUACUCAUGUCCGACUUUAACCUGCCGGCGAUCACAGGUGGCCUGCCGGCUGCGUCCGCGCAGGCGCAGAGGCUGCCGCAGCUGGCGAUGCCGUUCAACCAGUUGGUGUGCACAACCGAGGGCCAGCAGUCGUGCCGCGACCUGAUUCUCACGCUGAUCAGCUCUCAGCUGCGCCAGAACAUUACCAUCGACAGCAUUAGCGACCGCUGUGCGUCACUGUUCUCCUCUGCGCAUGUUGCUUUGUACAAGGCGCUGGAGUCGCUUAAGCUGGCCAAGGAGACGCAGGAGGGGUCGCAGGUGGCGGAUCUGUGCGCCGACGCGCUGCAUCUUUUGGUGCCGAUUGCCGGGUCGCUUGGCGUCGACCAGCUGGGUGAGAUUUGCGGGACGCUGGAGGCCCUCGGCCAGUACACUGCGCUGGUGUCGCUGGCGCUGGCAUGCGCUGAGCAGAGCGACCCAAGGGACGACGCCGUGGCAUUCUGGCAGGACGGGGCGCCCGCCGGGGAUGCGCGCGAGGCGACGUAUGCUAAGCGCAUGGCCUGCUACCGCUGCAUCAUCGAUAUGCUGGCGAAACACCCGAGCAUAUCCUUGCCAGCGGGCGGAGUCGAUGGGCUGUUUCAGUUCGCGCUGUUUGAUUGGCUGUUGGAGACCGACCGCGUCUCGGUUCUUUUCCAAAUGAACCCGAUGUUUGUCGAGCAGUAUCUCUUGGUGGAGCCGCAGUCUGUAGAGAAGGGCGAUAUGCUGUGGCACUUUUAUAUCCACCAGGGCCGGUUCGGGAGAGCCGCAGUGGUGCAGCGGCAUAUGGCGGCGGUUAUGGAUUUGUCGCUGGAGAAGCGCCUGGAAUACUUGUCCUUGUCGAUCAGUAAUGCCAAGAUUGCGCUGGACCGCGGAAACACCAGUGGCGAUGCGGACCAGGAGGCGGCGGCGGCAGAGGAUGAGGGCUUGGCAGCAGUGCUGCGGGACACGGAGGAUCAACUAGAAGUCGCCCAGGUGCAGCUAGAGAUCCAGCAGCAGCUGCGCACCAGCACAUACUCUGUGCCAGUGCAGGCGCUUAACGACAAACUCUAUACGCUCUCUGAGCUCUACGAGGAGUUUGCGCAGCCGCAUAAAAUGUACGAAGCGAUCCUGUACAUACUCAAGGCAGCCAACCAUGACGAUGCGGAGCUGGUGCAGGGUACAUGGCAGGUGAUUCUGCGCACGGCUGCGGAUGGGUCUCCGGCAGGGUUAUUGGCGGCAGCGUCGAAGGUGUAUCCGUCGGCAGCGGCGUUCCCCGUGGCGGUUGUGGCGCGGUUACUUGUUGAUCUCAGCGUGGAGCGCCAGGGUGAGUAUUCCCGAGGAUUUGUCUCGGAUUGUUUGCUGAAGGCGUUGGUGCCGCAUUGGGCGGUAUUUGAUGCAUUACAGACGGUGUUUGCUACAGUCGCGGCUGCUAAGGAGGAAGGCCUCGUGGUAGAGUUGGUUGUUGGUGAAAUUGCCUGGUGUGUGGGUGAUUGGAUCAAGGGGUUGCAAGGAAACGAUAUUGGCGGGAUGCCGCUGGUGGCUGUAGAUGAGGCCCUGAGCCAGCAUAUUGUUAAUGCUCAGUUGCGGAAUCAAACACAGAUUAAACAGGAACUGCAAUUGGUUCAAGAAUCUCUGAGACAAAUGUUUUAACAAAAUUUUUUCUUUGAAUUGAAUUAAUAACAUUUAUUUAUUUAUUU